AUGUGUUCACACGAUGCAGCGGGCGCAGGGCUCGACAUAUCCGGGCACCAGCGAGCCACUGGACAUGUCAAAUCUGACCAAAAUUUGAUCAGUGCACCCUCGGUUGUCUACAAAGAUUUCUGGCAGUGGAAGGCUUUUAUUCUCUCUCUUCGACCUUGUGGACUUAGCGUCCUUCGGGCGUAUUUGUUGAAUACGCUGACUGUCGUCCCGCUGGCUGCAUCUCAAAGAGCUGUACUGUUCUUCAAACUACAAAUCCAAAAGCGAACCGCAUUCAGGCUUGAUAUCUCCAGUAGACUAGCUGGUACACUGGCAAUGCGGUAUUUGGGGAUUUCCACGGCGAGUUCCCUCCACUCUCACGCUCAAGACAGCCGAACGAACCGCACCGGAGGGAUGUGUGAUGGCGUGCAUCACGGCGAAACAUACACCAGCAAUAAAGUUGUCCAACGAAUACAAAAGAACCGCAUUAAGGAGAGGGGUUGGGCAGAGCAGCCACUUGACACCCGUGGGUUGAUUCCGGUGACACUGCCGGCAGCAUUUCUCGGUUCUUGUUCCCAAUGUUUCUUUUCCUAUUCCUUGAUACGGUAG
Messenger RNA from Toxoplasma gondii ME49, 585 nucleotides. RefSeq lists its product as hypothetical. NCBI's taxonomy places the organism in Eukaryota, Apicomplexa, Conoidasida, Eucoccidiorida, Sarcocystidae. Bases 1 to 585 code for a protein of 194 amino acids. The transcript is spliced from 2 exons. The record is from RefSeq and is a predicted model, not a curated record.